AUGACAGAAUAUAUUAUGCGCGCCCUAGAACUUCGUCUACCACGGCAUAUAUUUAAUACCAUAGCAUGGGUCUAUUACUAUCUUCUCCCUCCUCUGAACCCAAUUCCAUAUUAUCGCUCCUUCAGACGCAACAUGGAUGCAAGGCAAAGAGAUCGCAAGAUCAACCAAAUGCGACAACAGCUACCGGCAGCCACAGAAACCACAUUUUCUAGCGGCACCGGGCCUCUUUUCACUCAUGUACCAGCCGAAAUCAGACGCCAGAUUCUCAUUCACGCAUUUGGGGGGCGAACAAUCCAUCUUGACCUUGAUUUUGAGCACCGAGAUUCAAAUAUCGGUGAACUAAGGUGGUCCAGCUGCGUUUGCCACAGCAGCAAGCCAGGUCUGCCUCACAAACUGCGGUAUGACGACUUCUUUAAACCAAAGGAUAGAAUUCGUACCGCUGAGAAGAGGAACCCGCUCGACUGUCCUAGCAUUUCCGAGGGAUCGCUCUCUCAGCUUUGUCCAAGCCCCGAUGAAUGUAGGGUCGGAGCCUCAGGUUGGCUGCUCUCUUGUCGCCAAGCAUAUGCGGAGGGAAUUGCGGUCCUUUACCACACUAACACGAUUCAUAUAGACUCCGAAAUACUAUUAAAAGGCAUUCAAGACAUCCUGCCGCCAGGAAAACUAAAUUUGAUUUCGUCUCUUGAAAUCACCAUGAACUCCUAUGGCGCUUAUCUUGAUUCUUUCACGGGGGUUUGUCGAGAUGCCACUCCCAAUUCUCCGUCCAUUCCGUUUCCUUCACUUUCUCGGCUACAUAUCAUGAAUCCUAGCGAUGGACAUGGUUUACACUUCAUGGUUCCAUAUUGUGUCGAUCAUCUCUUAGGGCGCGCGGUGCUUCCUACAACGGUGGUCACUGCAUCAAGUAAUUCUUGGCGCAAUUUUUCUAAAUUUGAUCUCCAUUUACUAGAGAGCCAGGGACAGGAGAAGACACAAAUGAAAUGGGCGGAUAUCGGUGGGUUGGUGUGCUGGAGAGAAAUACCGGUGGAUCAGAAAGUUGCUAUUACUGAGAACGCAUCAGCGAGACGCGGGUAUUGGUGGCAUGUUCCUGAAGACCUCAUGGAUUUUUCCGACCUUGGUAAGUUUGUCUCUCCUAUUCCGAUUCUCCUGUUCAUUUCACUGAUAGAGGGCAACCCAGAUCAUAUCGAAUUAUAUAUCAGAACGGAAUAA
This is a messenger RNA of Clonostachys solani, 1203 nucleotides long. The record is from the annotation of a GenBank genome assembly. Lineage: Eukaryota; Fungi; Ascomycota; Sordariomycetes; Hypocreales; Bionectriaceae.